CACACACCGGAGGGAGAGGGGAGAGGUAACAUAAUAGCAAAGCUCAGUGCUAGGGCUAGGGGCUUCGAUGCAUGUUCGAAAGAAAGACGCACCGUCUACAAAACAGACCUGCAUCGAAGUCGAGCAGGUGCAGUAUAUGUUGUCGGCAUUUGUCGGAUACGUUUCAGUCGUUCAGGUUUGUUGAGUCCUCGUUUCUCGGUCUUCCAGGUGACGGCCCAAGCCCUGGGGUCCGCCAUGGCCGCGCGGGGUUCCACCGUCCGAGUCAACGCCGGGACGAGGUUCACGCACUGCUCGCAGGUGCUCGCAGCGCUGGCCGUGUCGCUGGGGCCGUUUGCCGCCGGCUUGGGAAAGGGCUACAGCUCGCCCGCCAUCGCCUCGCUCCAGGAACAGCAGCGAGUGCCGCUCGACCCCGGGGGGGCCGCCGGGGCCGUGGGGGGCGGCGGCGGCACCUCCGCGGGCUUCACCGUCUCGCCGCAGCAGGCCAGCUGGGUGGCGUCGCUGUCGCUGCUGGGUGCGCUGUUCGGCGGCCUCCUGGGCGGCAUGGCGAUGCGCUACGGCCGGCGCAAGGUGCUGCUCGUCACCGCCGUCCCCUUCAGCGCGUCCUGGCUCGUGACCGUCUUCGCCACCAGUGUCGAGAUGAUGUUCGUCACCGCCUUUGUGGGCGGCUUUUGCUGCUCCAUCGUACUGCUCGUCACGCAGGUGUACGUCAGUGAGAUCGCCGGCCCGGACAUCCGAGGCUGCCUCAGCGCCGUGCUCAAGAUGGUGGGGCAGGUCGGCGUGCUGCUGAGCUUCCUGGGAGGCGCCUACCUCGACUGGCGCCAGCUGGCGCUUGUCGUGGCCGUCGCCCCCAUCAUGCUGUUCGUCAGCGUGCUCUACGUCCCCGAGACGCCGUCCUACCUGGUGCUGGCCGGCAAGGACGACGAGGCGGCGCGGGCGCUGCAGUGGCUGCGCGGCCCCGACACGGACGUGGGGCCCGAGCUGGCCGUCAUCCGCUCCAACAUCCUGUGCGCGUCGGGCAUGGACGACUCCACCCCGCCCAGGAGCCCGGCCUCCUUCAUGACGCACAGUCACCGCAUGCUGCGGCCCGCACUCACCACCUGCGGGCUCAUGCUCUUCCAGCGCUUCUCCGGCGCCCAGGCCUUCCAGUUCUACGCCGUGCCCAUCUUCAGGCAGACGUUCGGCGGCAUGAGCCCUCACGGCGGCGCCAUCGCCGUGGCCUUCGUGCAGCUGCUGGCCUCGCUGCUCUCCGGGCUGCUCAUCGACACGGUGGGCAGGCUGCCGCUGCUCAUCGCCUCGAGCGUGUUCAUGUCCAUGGCCCUGGCCGGCUUCGGCUCGUUCGCGUACUACAUGGACGCGCAGGGCGACAGGGGCGCGGCGCUGGGCGGUAGCCAGGACUGGAUCCCGUUGCUGUGCGUGCUCGUCUUCACCGUGGCCUUCUCCCUCGGCAUCAGCCCCAUCUCGUGGCUGCUCAUCUCGGAGCUGUUCCCGCUGCAGUACCGCGGCGCCGGCUCCUCGCUCGCCACCAGCUUCAGCUACGCGUGCGCCUUCGUGGGCGUCAAGACGUUCGUGGACUUUCAGCAGGCGCUGGGCCUGCACGGCGCCUUCUGGCUGUACGCGGCCAUCUCCGUGUGCGGGCUGUGCUUCGUCGUGUGCUGCGUGCCCGAGACCAAGGGCCGCGACCUGGACGAGAUGAGCCCGCGCUGGAACACGGCCGCCUCCGCCCCGACGGCCACGGCGGCGGCGGGCGUGCGCGUGCAGCCGCCACCGCCGCACAUGGCGCCCAACGUGGACCACGGGGGCCACCUGGGCCACAUGGGCAUGGGCCACCUGGGCAUGGGCCACACCACGGGCCACCACCACCACAUGGGGCUGGGGCCGCCGCUGGGGCCGCCCGGAGGGGCGUAACUAGGGGCCCCGCUGUUCCCACCCCCCGUCGCGCACGGGGCCCCCCACCGGCCCCAGCCCCGACGGGGGCCCACCAUGCCCGCCAUGCCGCUGGGGCACUCGGGCCUGGCGUGGUGGCAGCACGCGCAGAGGGGCACCUCGGCACACCGGGGUAGCGCGCGCGAGGUGCUGGUGUAGGAGCAGCGGGCAGUACAGGACAAAGUCUGGGGCGGGCGGCUGGGACAGAACAGCGAGGCCAGUAUGGCGUGGUAAGUAUGCGAGCGCAUCUGUCCUUGCUGUCCGCCGGGAGCAUUCUCCAUCCCGUUACAUAAGGUUCUGGCAGAAUUUUGAUAAGUGUGGGAAAAGUAAAGGAGAAAUGCCCAAUGUCUAUACAUUUCUAUUCUCAUACUCCCUUUUUUUAGUUUUUCACUUUGGAAAGUUUUUUUAUUGAAAAUUUUGCAGAGCUGGAUCUCUGUUGAGUUAUGGAAUGGCAAAGAAAGUUAACUUGGGAUGACUCGUACAUCCUCUGCACAAAACAAUCAGAAAGACAGCACAAAAUGUGAAACAUUUUCUGCAUAAGCCAAAAAACAUGCAGAGGUAAGAUAUGGGUUGAUUUGUAAAUUUGUGACAAUACAUUUGUACUUUGUGCCUUCCUUGAUUGUUAAUUCUCUAAUGGGAAACAUUUCCAGUUCACUUUUGAAUGCUGUGCUAUAUCUUACUAAUAUCAGGCAUCUUUUGAUUGGUAUGAACUUACAUCAACUUGCGGUGCCCGUUUAGGAGAGUAUAUUUUAUAGCAAAUUACAAUCUGUUACAUCUUUUUCUAUUUA
This is a messenger RNA of Frankliniella occidentalis (western flower thrips), 2711 nucleotides long. RefSeq names its product facilitated trehalose transporter Tret1-2 homolog. Gene Ontology annotation, molecular function: transmembrane transporter activity. Gene Ontology annotation, cellular component: membrane. The record is from RefSeq and is a predicted model, not a curated record. Gene Ontology annotation, biological process: transmembrane transport. NCBI's taxonomy places the organism in Eukaryota, Metazoa, Arthropoda, Insecta, Thysanoptera, Thripidae. The transcript is spliced from 4 exons. Bases 235 to 1905 code for a protein of 556 amino acids.